AUCAACAAAAACAGAUUCGCAAUUACUAUCAAAGUAUUAGUGAUUCACGCAUCGAAACUGUAGAGUUUUUUAGUUCUGCAGCUUCUAUGAAAUAUGACGUGAUUUGUAUUACAGAGACAUGGCUGUGUGACGCCAUUGAUUCUUUGCACCUAUUCGAUGAAUGUUAUCUUGUUUUUCGAAAAGAUCAUGGUCCGUCGGCUAAUUUUUACAAACGGGGUUGUGAUAUUCUUGUGACUAUCAAAAAUUGUUUUUCGUUCAGUAAAUUGGAUGUUGAUGCUUUAUAUCUUCAAGCUAUUUGAAUUUCAAUUAAGUUAAAUCAAAGAAAAAAGAAUCUUUUAGUGCUGUUUACUUUCCACUUUCCAUUCAUGCGAACAGGUUGUGUGAGGAAUAUUAACAUGUUUUGAUUGGAUUUCUGUUUCUAAUUUGAUUCAUCGACUUGAAUUGGUUACAAGGGUACCAACAAUUAUCCCAUUCAUUUAGGUUUCUCAAAAGUAUGUUUCGAAAGCAAAAUCAACUCUUCUACCAUACCUAGGGGUGAUUUAAAUCACAGAAAUCAUGGGUUGCACUUUUGCUAAGACUUCGAAGAGCGGGAGCGUCCCUGACCUCAACCAUGCUGGGGACGCUCCGGGAGCCCCGCCUCCUCAAGAUCCUAGAAUACCUUUAACAGUCAGGCAGAAAUUCAGCAUCUCCAAGUCAUGGAAAGCUAUUGCUAGAGCCAUGGACACAACAGGAGUGGCCAUGUUUGUCAAAUUGUUCGAAGAGAACAAAGAGCUUCUCGCUCUAUUCGAGAAGUUCAAACACCUGGAGACCCGAGAAGCUCAGGAGGAGAGCGAGGAGCUGAAGGAGCACGCAGUCUCAGUCAUGAAUUCUCUCGACGAGGCCAUUAACUCCCUGGAGAACGUAGACCAGUGCAUAGACUACCUGAGGAGUGUCGGAAAGAGGCACCGCAAGAUAAACGGAUUUAAAUCAGAGUACUUUUGGAAAAUGGAAGCCCCGUUUCUUGCAGCUGUAAAGGAAACCUUGGAAGACCGUUACACUGAGAAUAUGGAAAGUAUCUACAAGACGACGAUACAUUUCAUUAUUCAGACGGUGGUCGAUGGAUACGAAGGAAACACGCAGCAGAACAGCGCGUAACUGCAAAAUCUAUGAAAGACACAAAAAACCGUCCGCUGCGACAAGAAAAAGUGACACUUUCUUUUUCCUAGUCCGGACACUACACGGACAGCUACAGAAGGUGGAUCUCAUCCUAUAAACGGCGCGCCUAUCCACAUAUGCAAGAAGAAAUCCGGAGGAUGAGAUCUUACCGAUGCAACGCUGGCCGUCAAACUUUUAAUGAGGGAGAAAAAAAAAAAAAAAACUGAUAUUCGUAUCAUCCUUUACAUCAUGCAUGCAGAUUUCAUCUUGAGAACUCCCUUUCGAUUUCAUCUUGAACGGCUAAAGCCUGCCUCGAAACUUUAUUUUGUUGAUUUAGCAAGAAGAUUUAAUGUGUCCCCUUCGGUGUGCGCUGUUUUCCAACGCUUUUAUGUAUUCGAAUUUGAAAAGCUUGCUUAAAAUUGAAAAGCGUUAGAAUCUGCUGAAAUUUGUUGAUGCAAAAUUUAUUUUCAUUUAAAGAAUGCCUUAGCAAUGAAUCGUGAUUAUUCAGUGUUAAUGAAUAUGAAAAUUUUAGAUUCAGUGCAUUAUUUUAGUCAUCUCUUAUUUGGCUAAAAAUAUGGAAAAAUUGUUCGAUUAUGUGAAUGGAUACAUUUGUUGUUUCAUUUAUCUUUUAAAAGACGAUUUAUUAAGAUAUUCUCUGUACACUAUGAGCAUUGAUGCGUCGUCCAAUCAUUACCCACAGAUGUGUAACCAAGAUGAUGGUGACGAUGAACUGAUACAGAUUUUCAGUAUCGUCAUUUGUCGUUGUGAUCAGAAAAUACUCUAUCGUCGUCCCCCUUCUCCUUGAAAAUAAAAUGAAAAUGUCUUUAAUAGUUAUUAAUUUGUUCAUAUUCGAAGUUUUUAAGCGAAUGUUUGUAGUCAAUUGGUGUUGCCUAGGACUGACCUUUAUCAUCUUGAAAGAUCAUCAAGUUAGGAAUAAUGUUCAUCAUGUACAUAGUACAAAUCACAUAUACCCAAGUAUUUUUGCUGUAUAAUGGUGCGAGAGUUCAAUACCAAAUACUUUGCAUUGCUAAACUAUGAACUAAGAAUAUCGUACAUUCAGAUAUCGGAUUUUUUUUUUCAAGCGUAAGAUACUUGAUCUUCUGCCAAUGGAACCUGAAUAUGUUGAGGAUCUGUAAUGUUCUUUAAUCGCCCAAAAAUUCCUGCAUAAUUUUGAAUUACCUGUGAGCUAUGUAUAUCAUUUACUUCUACUAAAUGUUUUUUUUUUUUUUUU
This is a messenger RNA of Argiope bruennichi, 2365 nucleotides long. RefSeq names its product cytoglobin-1-like. The transcript is spliced from 5 exons. Lineage: Eukaryota; Metazoa; Arthropoda; Arachnida; Araneae; Araneidae. Bases 556 to 1134 code for a protein of 192 amino acids. Gene Ontology annotation, molecular function: heme binding; oxygen binding. Gene Ontology annotation, biological process: oxygen transport. The record is from RefSeq and is a predicted model, not a curated record.